Messenger RNA from Candidula unifasciata, 278 nucleotides. The record is from the annotation of a GenBank genome assembly. Lineage: Eukaryota; Metazoa; Mollusca; Gastropoda; Stylommatophora; Geomitridae.
AUGGCCUACAGUGCAAACACCAAACAGGUCUCUUCCUUGCUGACACUGUUAGUCGUCGUGGUUGUACUUUGUGGCACGGUUUCGUGCGCUGAUCUGGGAUUCCAGUGUGUUUUCGGUCCCAUGAUAACUUCAACUACGCCUGAAGGAGAGACUGUGGAGUUUUGUCCCACGCAGAUGCACCCACCCGUGAUGACCAAAGGCGACUACCUGGUUGCGGACAAGAACGGCACGUGUUAUGAAUGCAUGUGUGCCCCAGAUACCGGACUGGCCUGCUGCGA